CAGAUGACUAUCUAUACUGAAACAUUCAUGUACCAAAACAGCACGUCCAACAUUCCUGAAUUUGUCCUACAAGGAUUCCCAGGAAUUCCUGCUGAGUAUUAUAGAUUGGUAGGAACCUUUUUCUUCUUCAUUUAUCUGAUGCUGGCAUCUGGAAACAUUUUCGUUCUUGUAUUUGUGGCGUGUGAAAAAAAUCUUCAGAAGCCAACAUACAUCAUCUUCUGUAAUCUUGCAAUAUCAGAUCUUGGAUUUGGAACUACAACUCUGCCCAGAAUCAUUGCUAAGUACUGGAUGUCAGAGAUCAUGUCAUUCAAUGGUUGUUUUACACAGAUGUAUUUUGUCCAUUAUUUUGGGACUUGCACCUCAUUUCUUAUGGCAUUAAUGGCCCUUGAUCGAUUUGUUGCCAUAUGUAACCCAUUGAGAUACCCAGUUCUGAUUACACACUCCACUAUUGUGAUUCUUUGUUCAGGGCUUUGGAUAGGAAACCUCCUUGUUCUUGGUGCAAUUACUGCAUAUGCCCUUAGUGUGCCUUACUGUGGCCCAAAUAUUAUACGUCAAUGCUACUGUGACCAUAUUUCAAUAACUAACCUAGCAUGUGCAGACAUAAGAGCCUUGAGAGCCACUAGUACUGCCAUUGCUAUGGCAGUAUUGUGGGGUCCUUUAUUUUAUAUAAUUUUUUCUUAUGUGGCCAUCAUUAUUUCAGUCAUGAAAAUAUCAAAUAAAGAGGGACGAUAUAAAACCUUUUUAACAUGUACUCCACAGCUGUUUAUCAUCUGCCUGUACUAUUUACCCAGAAGUUUUGUGUAUGUUGCAUCUAUUAUUGGAAUUCGUUUUGAAACAAACCUCUAUAUUGCAAUGAUAAUGAUGUACAGUCUUUUCCCUGCUCUCAUCAAUCCACUCAUAUACUGCUUUAGGACCAAAGAAAUUAAGGACACAUUAAUGAAGAAAUUAAAGCAAAGACAGGUGAAGGUGAAUAGAAAAGGUAUUUUAACAUAA
Pangasianodon hypophthalmus (striped catfish) is the source of this 993-nucleotide messenger RNA. RefSeq names its product olfactory receptor 2AT4-like. The record is from RefSeq and is a predicted model, not a curated record. Gene Ontology annotation, cellular component: membrane. NCBI's taxonomy places the organism in Eukaryota, Metazoa, Chordata, Actinopteri, Siluriformes, Pangasiidae. Gene Ontology annotation, molecular function: G protein-coupled receptor activity; olfactory receptor activity. Gene Ontology annotation, biological process: G protein-coupled receptor signaling pathway. The transcript has a single exon. Bases 4 to 993 code for a protein of 329 amino acids.